Molecule: messenger RNA, 1660 nt
Organism: Lymnaea stagnalis (great pond snail)
Lineage: Eukaryota; Metazoa; Mollusca; Gastropoda; Lymnaeidae
Source: the annotation of a GenBank genome assembly
GGUGGUUGGUAGCCUGCACUGUUCUAUUUCUCCUGCCUUACAUCACAUAUGUGGAGAACAGAGAAGGAGGCAGAGCCUGGUCAGGAGUGGAGACAGGCAUCUAUGAAGCUUUCUCCAGGCCAGCCUGGGCCUUGUCAUUGGCUUGGGUUAUAUUUGCUUGCAGUACUGGACAAGGGGGUAAGAGGACUAUGGGGUGGUGGGCCUUGUCAUUGACAUGGGUUAUAUUUGCUUUUAGCACUGUACAAAGGGGUAAGUGAACUUGUGGAAACUCUGUGUACAGGAAAGACAUCUUUUGUUAUCUUUAAUUAAGGCUUAAGUUAAUUCAAGUAUUGAAUUGAUUGGAAAGACAUUUUUUAAUUCUAAUAUCAGUAACACUCAGGUCCUUGAAGGGAAUUUUAUAUAUCUCUUUUAACCUGUCCUAGAAUUUUGUAUUAUUUUCUCAUAUUGGCAUAAAUGUUUCAAAUGAAUUAAAUUUUGUCUUCAGCUUUUGUGGGAAAGUUUUUGUCUUGGAAUUUCUUCCUGCCACUGUGCCGCAUCACCUAUGGAGUGUUUCUGCUGCAUCCAAUCCUAAUCCAUGUGGUGAUAGAAUCAUCUUAUCAUAACUUUUACCUGAACCUCGGACAACUGGUAAGACGCCAGCUCUAAACUAAUACAUAUUUUAACUGGAUCUUUUUUGUUAUUGACGAGAGCUUCAUUUUAGAAGUGUUCGCCGCACAAACCAUUUUGAUCAUGGUUUUUCUUUCUUUUUUUAUCCCCUAAAAAGUGUCCCCCUGAUAGUAAAAUUGUAAAUUUAACCAUUUCGCUAAAUUAAUUUUGAAUUGCAAUUUUUAAACUGAGGUGAGUAUGACAAUGAAACUCGAAUCUGAUUAUUUUAUAAAGAAUUACAAGGAUGCCAUUAUGAUAAUGCACUUAUUUCAAUUUUUUUCAAAAUCUAAACCAACAUAAAAUCACAUAUCAACAUGAUCAUCAUUGUGACUGUUUAAAUAAACAGCAGCUCAAUGGAGUUCACGGACUCGGUCUCCUAUUUUUUUUUUUUAAAUUGAAUCAACCUGUAAUCUAUUUCUGUGACUCAUUUUGACUCUCACUUCUAUUACUGUGACUCAUAUUGACUCUCACUUCUAUUACUGUGACUCAUAUUGACUCUCACUUCUAUUACUGUGACUCAUAUUGACUCUCACUUCUAUUACUGUGACUCAUAUUGACUCUCACUGGUGGUUGUUUCAGGUGUACACCUACAUAGCCAUGUUUGUGUGUUCCUAUGGCAUUGCUUUCAUCCUCAUCACCUUCAUAGAGUCCCCCUGCACUUCAUUUGAGAGCCACAUACGGCUUCGAUUUAAAACUUGGCAGACUAACAGAAAAAUGAAAAACUUGAUGGCCUAGUUUAUAGGCAUGUAUUUAUCAUCACUCUGUACUGCUGAUGUUUGUUUGUGGGAUGCAGUACACAAGUAGCGUUGUUUAGUUUGACAUAUAGUGGAGACAUUAAACUUUAUAAUCAUUGGGAUAUCCCCUGGGUUUCUUUCUAAAAGCAACCCGUAUGGCAAAUAAAAUUGAUAUUUCAAGCAUGGUCAUAUUUCUCAUGUUAAGAAAUCAAUUUUUUAAUGAAAUAACGUUAAUUAUGGUAUUUAUUAUUUUUAUUAUUUAUAAUUAAUAAGUUCUUUUU